UAAUUUUUAGACAGUUUAUUUUUUAGUUAUUAAUUAUUUCAAGAUACAAAUAUGACUAUUGAUUCAAACAGUAGAGAAAAAGUUCUUCAAGAUUAUCGCAAAAAGUUGACUGAACACAGAGAAGUAGAAGCCAGAUUGAAACAUGUUCGAGAACAGUUAAAAGAGCUUGCAUCAGAUUAUGACAAAUCCGAAAACAACUUAAAAGCUUUGCAAAGUGUAGGUCAAAUUGUUGGUGAAAUUCUUAAACAAUUAACAGAUGAAAAAUAUAUUGUUAAAGCAACAAAUGGUCCCAGAUAUGUAGUUGGAAUACGCAGGGGCAUUGAUAAAACAAAGUUACGUCAAGGAUCAAGAGUGGCUCUUGACAUGACUACUUUAACAAUAAUGAGAAUGUUGCCUCGUGAAGUUGAUCCUCUUGUAUACAAUAUGUCUCAUGAAGAUCCAGGAAAUAUAUCAUAUGGUAUGAUAGGAGGCUUGUCAGAACAAAUAAGAGAACUUAGAGAGGUUAUUGAGUUGCCUCUAAUUAACCCUGAGCUGUUUCAAAGAGUUGGAAUUACUCCACCUAAAGGAUGUCUUCUUUAUGGACCUCCAGGAACUGGUAAAACAUUGUUAGCAAAGGCAGUUGCAAGUCAGCUUGAUUGUAAUUUCUUAAAGGUAGUUUCCAGUGCUAUUGUUGAUAAAUACAUUGGAGAAAGUGCACGACUUAUUCGUGAAAUGUUUGCUUAUGCUCGUGACCAUCAACCUUGUAUAAUAUUUAUGGAUGAAAUUGAUGCAAUAGGUGGUAGGCGAUUUUCUGAGGGUACAUCAGCAGACAGAGAAAUUCAACGUACUUUAAUGGAGCUGCUAAAUCAAAUGGAUGGUUUUGAUGUUCUUGGAAAGGUUAAAAUUAUAAUGGCAACAAAUCGUCCAGAUACACUUGAUCCAGCUCUUUUACGACCUGGUCGUUUAGAUAGAAAAAUUCAUAUCGAUCUUCCAAACGAACAAGGUAGAAUGGAUAUCUUAAAAAUUCAUGCUAACCCUAUAACAAAACACGGGGAAAUCGAUUAUGAGGCAGUGGUAAAGCUGUCUGAUGGAUUUAACGGUGCCGAUUUGAGAAACGUUUGUACAGAAGCAGGUAUGUUUGCUAUACGUGCUGAGCGUGAUUACGUUGUUCAAGAAGAUUUUAUGAAAGCAGUACGAAAAAUUAGCGAUAACAAAAAACUGGAGACAAAGUUGGAUUAUAAACCUGUAUAACCAAUCUGCACUGCAAAUUAUGCACUGUUUAUGUUCAAUACGGAUUUUAGAUUGUUUGCCAUAAGUUUAUUACGAAAUAGAAAACUCUAAAUUUA
Messenger RNA from Hydra vulgaris (swiftwater hydra), 1325 nucleotides. Its product is annotated as 26S proteasome regulatory subunit 10B. Gene Ontology annotation, cellular component: proteasome regulatory particle, base subcomplex; cytosolic proteasome complex. Gene Ontology annotation, molecular function: ATP hydrolysis activity; proteasome-activating activity; ATP binding. NCBI's taxonomy places the organism in Eukaryota, Metazoa, Cnidaria, Hydrozoa, Anthoathecata, Hydridae. The record is from RefSeq and is a predicted model, not a curated record. Gene Ontology annotation, biological process: positive regulation of RNA polymerase II transcription preinitiation complex assembly.